GCUCUCUACAUCGGUGUAAAUUAAAAUAAAAGCACGACCACGAUUCAGUUAGAACGACCGCGUUUAAAUAUCGACAGGCCAGUUGACAGAAAGUUGCAGAGAAUCGAAUCGGAGAGAGAGAGAGAGAUGGAAGGGCUAAGUGAAGAAGAAAGGAAAGCUUUGAGAGGCAGCAAGUUCGCUCCUCUUCCUCCUCCUUCUUCUUCCCGUUCUCGACAACCCAAGUUGGCUCAUCCCGGUGGACCAUUAAAGACAAAUAAGGCAGCAGCACUUGCUAAGUUUCUUGAAAGAAAACUUCAAGACCCAAAUGGGUUAUCCUCCAUUGAUCCUGAUCUUGUUGAAUUAGCCGUCCAAAACGCCAAACAUUCUGUCUCUUCCAGUGGCACCUCAAAGUCUGGAACAAUUAUUCAUCAUGUUACUUCAUUUGGUGACUCUGAGCCUGAGGAUUCUGCUGAAGAAGGGAAAGUGGAGAAUUUUUCGCUCAAGAAUAAGAAGAAGAAGAAGAAGAACAAAAAGCACAAGAAAAACAAAAAACAAAAGUUAGCUCAUGAUAGUGAAGAUGUAAAGUUGAAGAAACCCACAAAAAAGCUGAAAUUAUGAUCAAUAAUUGUAUUAAGCUAAUGGUGUUGCUGCAAUUGGGGAUCGUCUCAGCACAGAAAGAUACAAUAUAGUCUAUCAAUUGAAAAGAGACAAUUUUGGUUGCCAUCAGACCUGCAAAGAUGUGGUCCGGAUUUUUCCUGUGCCACCACCUUACAGACUAACUAAACUUCUUGCCCGUUCCCCAGUUUUUUUUAAGGAAAAUCCUGAUUACCUUACAGACUUGCUAAACUUCUUGCCCAUUCCCCCUGAUUUUCAAUUUCAUGUCAAUCUGUAGCUCAAGGUGGAAGUUGUACCCGAUAUUGUGAUUCUUUUAGAUCCUUUCCAAGAUAGUUGUUUUUCUUCCAUUUGUUAAAUUGUUGGUAAUGAGCCAAUUUAUUAACUAGUAAAGAUGAUGAAUUUACAUGCUUUA
Molecule: messenger RNA, 1006 nt
Organism: Ricinus communis (castor bean)
Lineage: Eukaryota; Viridiplantae; Streptophyta; Magnoliopsida; Malpighiales; Euphorbiaceae
Exons: 5
Coding region: 127-597 (156 amino acids)
Source: RefSeq, a predicted model, not a curated record